AUAAUUUAAGGUGGGGGAGGAGGGGCCGUGGCAGAGCAUCUUUGGCAAGCGAAAGUGGCACACGCAUACGUUUGCAACUCUGAAGAAAUCUGAUUCCACUUGGUAUUAAAAUAAUGCAGAAUUACUAAGCUCAUCAUCGGCUGGAUAGAGGAUACAUCUCUCUCUCUCUCCCACAUCGAAAAGUUGACUUUAAAGCGACAAAUUCAAAGGCCCAAGAAAAUUGAUUUUUCAUUUCGGAGUUUGUGGGUGUGGGGUCAUUCUUGAUUCUUCUCUAUGAAGCUGGGAAUCAUUACAGGUCUAAAAUUACAAUGUCCGAACCUCUUAAUUCUAACGACGAUUUCCCAUGCCAGGUUUUAUCUUGUAGGGGGAGGGGGGGGAUUUCACGAGACAUUUUAUCAGAUAGCUUUGUUGUUGAGUUGGUCCUGAUUGUCGGACUCAAGACAUGUUGUGUCCUUUUUCCUUUUAUGCGUACUUAAGGAAGUGGACUACAAUAAUACAGUAAUUAAACCCCCCAAAAAAUACGCAUCUGGGUCUCAGGGUAUCUUCAGGAAUCUCUACUUUGUGAGUUGUUCCUUUCUCUCUCUUCCUUCUUUUCUGGGGGUGAAGGGUUUAGGGGGGCUGGUGUUAAAAGAAAAAUCUUCGCUUUUGUUCAUGUGUUUUUCUGGGUAGUUUUCAAUUAAACGAGAUUACUUGGUUUUUGUGGAUUAGAAUGGAAAUGUUUUCUACGGAGAGUGGUGUUUGUUUCAUUUCUUUUCAUAAAACUAGAAUCUUGAAUCAUAAGGGAAAAGGGUAUCUUCUGACCAGCUAGAGGACGAAUAUUUACAAAGUGGGCUACCUUAUUUGUAGCUUUAUUGUUCCUUUCUUCUCCUUUUGAUUUCUUUUUUGGCAUCCUGAAACGAACUUAGUGUUGCUUUCUUUUUCUGGGGUAUGUUGGAUAUAAAAUUGGUUUUAUUCUUCAAUUUAUUCUAACCCUGUCGCUCCUGAUUUGAUAAUCUUCUAGUUGACUGAUAGUGGGUUUGAAGUGGAAAAAAGUGAAACCUAAUCUUCCUUUUCUUCUUCAUCUUCUUCUUAGCGUCAAGCGUCUUGUUUCCAAUUAGCUUUUGGAGACCGGGAGAUUUUUAAUCGACACUAUUAUGGAGGAUGGUCUUUUCCCACCCAGUAGCAUGCUUAGCGCUCCACAGGAUUCAACUACGGACUUCGAUUACAUGGACGAACUUUUGUUUGAAGGGUGCUGGUUGGAGACAACAGAUGGAUCUGAGUUCUUUACAAAUCCCACUCCAUCAACUUCUACAUCCCUUUUUGACCCUUCACUUGGAUGGCUUUCCUCAGACAUCAGCAAUGGCAUCUGGAGCCCGAGUCAAUCUCAAAUUAUCAAUCCAGAAGAGAGGCAGAGAUCAUUAUUGCCUGGAAAUUCUUAUGUAAAUGAAUCCCCAGGAAGAAGUUUUGUCAAUCCCCCAUCUCUUAUUCAGAACAUUGGUAACGUUAACCAGUUGGGAAGCUACAGGGCUGAAGUUUCUCAGCUAAGCAGAACAUGGUGGAUUGGACCCAAGGCGAAUCCAGGUCCUGCUUCUUCUGUAAUGGAGAGAUUAGGACAGGCACUUGGUUACAUCAAAGAAUUCACUAGAGACAAAGAUGUCCUUAUACAGAUUUGGGUUCCUGUAAAUAGAGGAGGUAGGCGUGUUCUAACAACUAGCGACCAACCUUUCACGCUGGACCCCAAUUGUCAGAGUCUUUCAAAUUAUAGAAAAAUCUCAGUUAAUUAUCAGUUUUCAGCUGAGGAGGAUUGCAAGGACUUGGUCGGACUGCCUGGUCGAGUUUUCUUGGGUAAAGUUCCUGAGUGGACUCCUGAUGUGCGAUUCUUUAGAAGCGAAGAGUAUCUACGAGUGAAUCAUGCUCAAAUGUGGGAUGUCCGAGGAACCCUAGCCCUUCCUGUCUUUGAGCAAGGUAGUAGGACUUGCUUGGGUGUUAUUGAGGUUGUGACAACUAGUCAAAUGAUCAAGUAUCGUCCUGAACUUGAAAGAGUUUGCAAAGCACUUGAGGCUGUUGAUCUUAGGAGUUUUGAAAUUCCAAGCAUUCAAAAUGACAAGGCAUGUGACAAGUCCUACCAAGUUGCAUUACCUGAGAUUCGAGAUGUUUUGAGAUGUGCCUGUGAGACACACCGGUUACCAUUAGCCCAGACUUGGGUCCCAUGUGUCCAACAAGGUAAAGGAGGUUGCCGGCACUCUAAUGAAAACUAUGUCCGAUGUGUUUCCACUGUGGAUGAUGCUUGCUAUGUGGCUGAUCUCAGCGUUCAGGGAUUUCAUGAGGCUUGUUCGGAGUAUCACUUAUUGAAAGGUCAAGGUGUUGCAGGGGAAGCAUUUUUGACUAACCAACCAUGCUUCUCAGCUGAUAUAACUUCCUUUAAGAAGACCGAGUAUCCUCUAUCUCAUCAUGCAAGAAUGUUUGGGUUGCAUGGUGCUGUUGCUAUACGCCUGCGGGGUAUCCAUACUGGUAAAGCUGACUAUGUCCUGGAGUUCUUCUUACCUGUGGACUGCAUAGAUCCUGAAGGACAGCGAAAGAUGCUAAGUUCACUUUCCAUCAUCAUACAAAAGGUUUGUCGGAGCUUACGGGUUGUAACAGAGAAGGAGCUGGAGGAGGAGACUUAUUCACAAACUAGCGAAGUGAUAAUCCCUUUAGAUAACAGACCAAGUAGAGAAGAGAUGUUACAAGUGGAGUGCACUCAUUCCGAGGAGUAUUUAAGAGAAAAUUCCUGUUGGACUGCUUGUCUUACAGAAGUCCAAGAUAGUGGUACUGCUGCCUCAUUAUUCCAAAAUGAAAAGCCCAGGCGAAUGUUGGAGGAAGAACUGCUGGAGGUUGGGCAACAGCAGGAAAAUUUUAGUUUGAAAGGAAGUUUCAAAUAUGAUGUAGGUUGUGUUUUCAAUGAGAGUAGCUUCUCAAGUGUGACUAUGAGCAAAGGUGGGGAGAAAAGGCGUGUCAAAGCAGAGAAAACUAUCACUUUGCAAGUUCUUCGACAAUAUUUUGCUGGAAGUCUAAAAGAUGCUGCAAAGAGUAUUGGUGUUUGCCCUACCACCUUGAAAAGGAUAUGCAGACAACAUGGAAUAAAACGUUGGCCUUCUCGAAAAAUCAAGAAGGUUGGUCAUUCUUUGCAGAAAAUCCAACGCGUGAUUGACUCAGUUCAAGGUGUUUCUGGCCCUUUCCAAAUUGGUUCUUUCUAUGCAAACUUUCCGGAGCUGGCAUCUCCAAAAGCAUCAGAUGCUAGCCCAUUCUCAACUUCGAAGCUGACUAGUAAUCAUCCAAAGCCGUCGAGCAUGAUGCCUGAAGGUCGAAAAUUUAAUUCUUCAAUUGUUGCUUCAAAGUCACCUUCCUCUUCAUGCAGUCAGAGUUCCAGUUCUAGCCAUAGUUGUUCCAGUGGGACAGAGCAACAACCUUCCAUUUUCAGUGCCACAGUUACUGAAGAUCCUAUAGUUGUGGAGAGCUUAGGUGAUUGUGUGGUAAAGAGAGUCAGGAGUGAUGCAGAACUGCAUGCUUGUAGUCAGGAGGGACCAAGACUGCUUCCAAGAUCCCAGAGCCACAUAUCUCUUGGGAAGCAGCCUAAUUUGGAGAGUCUUCUCCCUUUGCCCAAAAAUAGCAGCCAGGUAUCUCAAGAGAUAGAUUCUCAAAAAAUAAAGGUCACAUAUGGGGACGAGAAAAUCAGGUUCCGAAUGCAGAGUAGUUGGAGUUUCAGUGACUUAUUGCAAGAAAUUGCAAGGAGGUUUAAUAUAGAUGACGUAAGUAGAUUUGAUCUCAAGUACUUGGAUGAUGAUUCUGAGUGGGUGUUACUAACAUGUGAUGCUGAUUUGGAGGAGUGUAUAGAUAUAUAUCGAUCAUCUCAAAACCAUACAAUCAGAAUUUCGCUCCAAGUUUCUCAUAGUCUUUUGGAAAGGUCUUCAGUCAGCAGUUGCCCAUCAUGAUCUUAGUGUGUUUUCAGCAAUGUCAAUGAAGCAGUUGUAAGCUGUCUUGAUCCUGAUAAUCCCUCACAAGACAUGGAUUUUUUGGAAAAAUUGCUGAUUAGCAAGUGAGCAUAAGAAAUCUUGUCAUUGUAGGUAGAAGAAACCGUAUAAUCACAGAGGCUUUGGAGCAGAAGAGGUACAGUACAGCAUAGUUGAUUGGCAUGGAAAAAGCCCAGGAAUUUGCAAUUAAAGAAGGGAACUGAUGGAAAUGAUCGGGGAACUUUUGAAGUACAUAAAUUUUCUUUUUUCUGAUGAGAAAUGAAGAUUUUUGGAGCCCUCAGGGUUUUGGUAUCAAUUGCAUGUAGCAGCCCAGAAGGUAUUUUGUCAUUGUUGGGAGUACUGAGUACUGAGUACUGAGCACCCAAGUGCUCUAUCUCAAAUGUCAAAUGUCUUAAUUUAGAAGCAAAAAAAGAGGAGUGAAGUAAAGAACUCCGGUCACCUGGAUAUUGCGAUUAUUCUUAUGGAAAUGUACAUAAUUCAUGGUAACACCCGUAAGCUAUCUACCGCUCUCUAGUCUUCUGGUAAUAAUAAUGUUUCGUGGAUCAUGCAA
Messenger RNA from Carica papaya (papaya), 4539 nucleotides. RefSeq names its product Plant regulator RWP-RK family protein. NCBI's taxonomy places the organism in Eukaryota, Viridiplantae, Streptophyta, Magnoliopsida, Brassicales, Caricaceae. Gene Ontology annotation, molecular function: protein binding; DNA-binding transcription factor activity. The record is from RefSeq and is a predicted model, not a curated record.